AUGAACCAUCAUCUGACAGAGCAGCAGGAGGACUUUGCUAGCAAGACAGCUCAGUACCAGCAGGAGAUGAGGCACCUCCAUCGGAUGCUCCUGGACAAGCAGGAUGUCCUGGACAAGGCGCUGCAGCAGAAAAGAGAAGUGGAAGGUGAGCUGGAAGUUGUGUGGGAGUCCACGUCCAAGGAAAACCGGAGGAUCCGAGAACUUCUCCAGGCCACGCUGGAGAGGACAGACCCCUGGGAGAACACCAGAGCUUCCGAGGACCGCUGCCUGGAUGUUAUCUCUCAGCAAGACGUGCUGGAUGCUGUGACAUGAAGCCACCGCCUACCACUCUCCAGGGCCUGCGGGAGCCCCCCGGGCAAGGGCCCCUGGGGGAGGGCUCCGCCUUACCCAGGACAGGGAGGGGUGGAGGGAGGGCAGAUCCCACCCAGAUCCCACCCACCCCCGCAGGUCUCUUGAGAAGAAAUAAAUGGUCUCAGAAAUUUAACCCAGGUUUUUACAUUUUUCUCUAUUUUAAAAUUGUGCUGCUGAGCUAUAUUUAGCCAGUACACACCCUCUGACCAUAUUGCCACUGAGCUGGACUCCACUGCCCCGCUGAGACCCACUGCUCAGGCUCACAGGUGACCUGGCAAAGCUGGCUGGCCUCCAGGGGAAGGGCAGGCAGGCCCAGCGCUCAGCCUGCCCUCAAUGAGUCAGUUUAAUUGGCUGAGCCUUGGAUGGAAGCAGCAGCAAUGAGACCUGUGCAUUCACGCUGGGUGGUAUUUUAUUAUUUGGUAAAAACAGGG
Capra hircus (goat) is the source of this 782-nucleotide messenger RNA. RefSeq names its product centrosomal protein of 89 kDa-like. Gene Ontology annotation, biological process: chemical synaptic transmission; cilium assembly; mitochondrion organization. The transcript has 2 exons. Bases 1 to 312 code for a protein of 103 amino acids. The record is from RefSeq and is a predicted model, not a curated record. Gene Ontology annotation, cellular component: ciliary transition fiber; centriole. Lineage: Eukaryota; Metazoa; Chordata; Mammalia; Artiodactyla; Bovidae.